Molecule: messenger RNA, 2380 nt
Organism: Apodemus sylvaticus (European woodmouse)
Lineage: Eukaryota; Metazoa; Chordata; Mammalia; Rodentia; Muridae
Gene: Apba2
Product: amyloid beta precursor protein binding family A member 2
Exons: 12
Coding region: 22-2274 (750 amino acids)
Biological process (GO): chemical synaptic transmission
Cellular component (GO): plasma membrane; cytoplasm; dendritic spine
Molecular function (GO): amyloid-beta binding; protein binding
Source: RefSeq, a predicted model, not a curated record
AUGGCUGUGUGAGUGUCCGCCAUGGCCCACCGCAAGCGCCAGAGUACCACAAGCAGCAUGUUGGACCACAGGGCCAGGCCAGGUCCCAUCCCCCAUGACCAGGAGCCUGAGAGUGAGGACACAGAGCUGCCUCUGGAGAGCUAUGUACCCACAGGCCUCGAGCUGGGCACUCUGAGGCCAGAGAGCCCCACACCUGAGGAACAGGAGUGCCACAACCAUAGCCCCGAUGGGGACUCCAGCUCUGACUACGUGAACAACACAUCCGAGGAGGAGGACUAUGAUGAGGGCCUCCCAGAGGAGGAGGAGGGCGUUACCUACUACAUCCGCUACUGUCCUGAGGAUGACAGCUACCUGGAGGGCAUGGACUGUAAUGGGGAGGAAUAUAUCGCCCAUGGUGCACAUCCUGUGGACACCGAUGAGUGUCAGGAGGCGGUGGAGGACUGGACGGACUCAGUGGGUCCUCACACUCAUAGCCACGGGGCUGAAAACAGCCAGGAGUACCCAGACGACCACCUGCCUAUCCCAGAGGAUGACCCUACAGUCCUGGAGGUCCAAGACCAGGAAGAAGAUGGCCACUACUGUUCCAGCAAGGAGAGCUACCAGGACUAUUACCCCACAGAGACCAAUGGGAACACAGGUGGCGCGUCCCCCUAUCACAUGAGGCGUGGGGAUGGGGACCUAGAGGAGCAGGAGGAAGACAUCGACCAGAUAGUGGCUGAGAUCAAGAUGAGUCUGAGUAUGACCAGUAUUACCAGUGCCAGUGAGGCCAGCCCUGAGCACAUGCCUGAGCUGGAGCCGGGAGAUUCCACUGAGUCCUGUCCACCCAGUGACACUGGCCACGGACCCAGUAGGCAAGAAGCAAGGCCCAAGUCGUUGAACCUUCCUCCUGAGGUUAAGCACCCUGGAGACCCCCAGAGAGGACUCAAGACCAAGACCAGGACCCCAGAGGAGAGGCCAAAGUGGCCCCAAGAGCAGGUUUGCAAUGGCUUAGAGCAGCCAAGGAAGCAGCAGCGCUCCGAUCUCAAUGGGCCCACUGACAAUAACAACAUCCCAGAGACAAAGAAGGUGGCAUCGUUUCCAAGCUUUGUGGCUGUUCCAGGGCCCUGUGAGCCAGAAGACCUCAUCGAUGGAAUCAUCUUUGCAGCCAACUACCUGGGCUCCACCCAGCUGCUCUCUGAGCGCAACCCCUCCAAAAACAUCCGAAUGAUGCAGGCACAAGAAGCUGUCAGCAGGGUCAAGAGGAUGCAGAAGGCUGCUAAGAUCAAGAAAAAAGCGAAUUCUGAAGGCGAUGCUCAGACACUGACAGAAGUCGACCUCUUCAUUUCUACCCAGAGGAUCAAAGUCUUAAACGCUGACACACAGGAAACCAUGAUGGACCAUGCCUUGCGCACCAUCUCCUACAUUGCAGACAUCGGGAACAUCGUGGUCCUGAUGGCCAGGCGCCGCAUGCCCAGGUCAGCCUCUCAGGACUGCAUUGAGACCACGCCCGGGGCCCAGGAGGGAAAGAAGCAGUACAAGAUGAUCUGUCACGUGUUCGAGUCGGAGGAUGCCCAGCUGAUAGCCCAGUCCAUCGGGCAGGCCUUCAGUGUGGCCUACCAGGAGUUCCUGAGGGCCAAUGGCAUCAACCCUGAAGACCUGAGCCAGAAGGAAUACAGCGACAUCAUAAACACCCAGGAGAUGUACAAUGACGACCUCAUCCACUUCUCAAACUCGGAGAACUGCAAAGAGCUGCAGCUGGAGAAGCAUAAGGGUGAGAUUUUGGGUGUGGUGGUCGUGGAAUCAGGCUGGGGCUCCAUCCUGCCCACCGUGAUCCUGGCGAACAUGAUGAAUGGCGGCCCGGCAGCUCGCUCGGGGAAGCUGAGCAUUGGGGACCAGAUCAUGUCCAUCAAUGGCACCAGCCUGGUGGGGCUGCCCCUUGCUACCUGCCAGGGCAUCAUCAAGGGCCUGAAGAACCAAACACAGGUAAAGCUCAACAUUGUCAGCUGUCCCCCGGUCACCACCGUCCUCAUCAAGCGUCCAGACCUCAAGUACCAGCUGGGCUUCAGCGUGCAAAAUGGAAUCAUCUGCAGCCUCAUGAGAGGGGGUAUUGCAGAGCGAGGUGGUGUCCGAGUCGGCCACCGUAUCAUCGAGAUCAACGGACAGAGUGUGGUAGCCACGGCCCAUGAGAAGAUAGUCCAGGCUCUGUCUAACUCAGUUGGAGAGAUUCACAUGAAGACCAUGCCUGCAGCCAUGUUCAGGCUCCUCACAGGCCAGGAGACCCCGCUGUACAUCUAGGUACACCUAGCCUCGCCGUGGAGCAGGAACACCAGGCAAGACCCACCUGGGCCCAGAGGAGCCAGGACAAAGCCCUGACCCCUGACCCCGAAGCCCAACCAAGAAC